AUGCGGAUAAAAUUCUCUAUGAGUCAAAACGUGAUUCAUGUGGACUCUGAGCUGUGGAGAUUCCGGGAGCAAGUGGACUCAACCGAGACAUUGCGGAAUCGACUGGGACAGGCGAUUCGUUUCACCCUGGGCUUCUGCCUCGUGAUCGGAGGGAUUUCCUUGCCCCAUGUGAGUGGGUGGGAACGAGAGGCAAUAUUGGAUCCAUUGGGCAAGGUGCACUUGGCAUGGACGCCUCAUCUCGAAACCAAGGUCAUCGAGUUUGAAUACACCGUCCAGACACUGGGAUGGGUGGGAUUGGGAUUCUCUCCUACGGGAGGGAUGCGAGAUUCCGACGUCAUCACGGCUUGGAUCAAGGAUGGACGAGUCUUCUUCGAUGAUAGACACGUACCCGUGGACCAUGAACUUCCGAGAGUAGACGAUGUGCCCAAUUACAAUCUGAUUUCUGCUGUGGAAACAGACACAGCGACCAUCAUUCGAUUCACGAGGGAAUUCGACACCUGCGACCUCGAACAAGACUUCCACAUCACGGGAGAUACGGUGAAAGUGAUAUAUGCUUACGGGGAUACAGAUCCAGAGGGAAUGGAUCCAUUUUAUCACGGAAGUGACAAUAGGGGAACAAAAUCCUUGUAUCUACUCGACCCGCCACUAGGUGAUAUCCCCGAUGAUCCGUCGAUCAAGGAAUGGAUCGUGAGCAGCGAAAUGGUUAUUCCGACAUUGGAUACCACUUACUGGUGCACCAUCCAAAAGACACCCGUAGUAGACGUCACGCACCACAUCAUCGGCUACAAGCCGUACGUGAAACCGGGGAACGAGAAGUACGUGCAUCACUUGCUCCUGUACGCCUGCAGCAUCCCUGAUGAGCUGGUGGACGUGUUCAACUCGUGGGCGGAGCAUGACGGGGUCCUGUGCUACGGUCCCGAUCACCCACAGGAAUGGAAUCACUGUCGAAGCGUCCUCAUCGCGUGGGCCGUCGGCGGUGAGGGGGAGACGUAUCCAGAAAACGUGGGAUACGUUCUCCCUGAAGGCGGAAUGUUCUUCAUGAUGGAAAUGCAUUACGAUAAUCCUGAAGGGGUGUCAGGCAUCCAGGAUGAUUCCGGCCUCACCGUCUACUACACGGACGUCCUUCGACCCCUGGAGAUGGCAACCCUGGGAGUCGGCUCCAGCCUCCAUCCCGCAUCGAUAACCCCCGGAAGACAAAGCCAUUUCAUGAAUGUCGGCCUCUGUAACUUCAAGUGUACCGAAAUCGCCUUCCCACCUGAAGGGAUUCACAUCUUCUCCGGCUUUCUCCAUUCUCAUUUGCUCGGUGAGUCUCUUCGAGAAUUCCCAAACCAUUCUCCAUUAGUAAACAUGGCACCUUCGGAGAAUUCUACGGAAAUCCACUACUUAAAUACGGGAAGGAGAAUGCGAGUUCGGCUGUUCCGAAACGGCGAGGAAUUGCCCUGGCUGCAAAAUGACAACAAUUAUGACUUCGAUUAUCAACAGGUCCGAGUCUUUCGGGAACACAUCACCCUUUAUCCUGGAGAUCAACUCAUCAUGGAAUGCGACUAUGAUUCGUCGAAUCGGGAUUCGGUGACCGUGAGUGGUUUCGGAACAACGGAAGAGAUGGAUGGAGGCUAUGAAUACAUGGUGUCGGAGGACCAGACCCUGGUGGACUAUCUGAACGAGUUUGACUGGUCGGGCGUCGACAUGGAAGGCUUUCAACAUCUCAUGCGUUACGAUCCUCAUUAUACGCGAUGCUUCAACAAUCAGGGGGAACUCCUCCCAUGGAAUCAGACGACGAGCUAUCCCGGAGGCGUGGACUCCUGGAUGCCUCCCGGACGAGAAUGUCCCUCUGGCAAAUGA
This is a messenger RNA of Darwinula stevensoni, 1842 nucleotides long. The record is from the annotation of a GenBank genome assembly. Lineage: Eukaryota; Metazoa; Arthropoda; Ostracoda; Podocopida; Darwinulidae.